Pedinophyceae sp. YPF-701 is the source of this 3393-nucleotide messenger RNA. The record is from the annotation of a GenBank genome assembly. NCBI's taxonomy places the organism in Eukaryota, Viridiplantae, Chlorophyta, Pedinophyceae.
AUGAUUCUGUCACAUAGAGAGCUCCAUGCGCGGGCGUUCACGCUCCUGCGCGGCCUCUCACGGCGCGUGGACGGCGGUUUCCCGCCCGCCUGGUCCUCGGGGGCGUGCGCGUCCGCUCCGCCCCGCCUCUCCUGGUGGGCUUCGGGCGCCCGCGGCCUCUCGAACGCGCAGCCCGACGCCGCGCACCCGCUCCCGGACGACGACGUCGCGGACACCCUCCGCGUCGCGCGGCUCGUCGAGUCCCUGCGGAACCGCGGCCACCUCGUCGCCCAGCUCGACCCCCUGAGGCGCGUCCAGCGUGGACCCUGGCUCGAGGAGCUCAACGGGAGCUCGCUGCCGGGCUCCACGGACCUCCUGCCGCUCCUCGAAGCGUAUCCGCAGCACGGCACCCCGGACGAGAAGGCGCGCUUCCUCGCGGACGCCCUCGGGCUGCAGGGGCCGACCGACGCGAGCCGCAAGUUCUACCUGGACGGGUACAUGCGGACCCUGGACGGCGGCGAGCGCGCGUGGUGGACGCUGCCGCAGGUGUUCGAGUACCUCGGCAGCGCCUACUGCGGCACGGCGACGGCGGAAAUCGGGCACCUGCACACCGUGGAGCAGCAGAACUGGCUCUCGGCGCGGAUGGAGAACCGCGCGGCGCGGUCUCCGAACGAGCGGCGCGAGACCCUGAAGUCCCUUCUCAAGGCGUGCCUGUUCGAGAAGUUCCUGGGCGCGAACUUCCCGGCGAGCAAGCGGUUCUCGCUCGAGGGGUGCGACGCCUUCGUGCCGGGGCUGGAGGCGCUGCUCACGCGGUGCCGCGAGCUCGGCGUCACGCGCGUGGAGAUGGGCAUGGCGCACCGCGGGCGCCUCAACGUGCUGCACAACGUGCUGCAGAAACCCAUGGGGAUGAUCUGCUCCGAAAUGAACGGGGACUUUUCCGAGUUCCACGUGGGCGAUGUCAAGUACCACAUGGGCGAGGAGGCGACGCUGCUGGUGCGCCGGAGCCCCGAGGCGCGGUACUUCUCCGGGCGCAUGAUCCAGCACGCGGACGAGCGCGCGGGCGGCGCCGAGCGCACGCUCACGCUCUCGCUGGCGCCCAACCCCUCGCACCUGGAGGCCGUCUCCCCGGUCAUCCUCGGGAUGGUGCGCGCGCAGCAGACGCGCAUGAAGGAGCACGUGGGGCGGCAGGCGAUGAUGGGCCUGCUCGUGCACGGCGACGCGGCGUUCUCGGGCCUAGGGUCGGUGAUGGAGACCCUCAACCUGUCGGACGUGCCCGGGUUCAGCACGGGCGGGACGGUGCACAUCGUGAUCAACAACCAGGUGGGGUUCACGACGGUGCCGUCGGUGGCGCGGUCCGCGCUGCACUGCACGGACAUCGCGAAGACCACGGGCGCGGCGAUCCUGCACGCCAACGCGGACGACCCGGACGGCGUGGCGUUCUGCUGCGAGGUGGCCGCGGAGUUCCGGUCGCAGUUCAGCACGGACGUGGUCGUGGACAUCACGGGGUACCGGCGGCACGGGCACAACGAGCUCGAGGACCCGCGCCCGACCAUGCCCAACACGUACGACGCGGUGUCGCAGCACACGGGCGUGACGAAGAGCUACGGGGACCGGCUGCUCGCGGACGGGGUGGUCACGGAGGAGGAGAUCGAGCAGUGGAGGGCGGAGAUCAUGGCGACCUUCGAGGAGGGGCUGCGGCUGGCCAAGGAGGGGGCGUUUGAGCAGGGGGCGGGGGAGUAUGUGCAGCAGACGUGGCAGGGCGACGCGCUGGCGUCGAUCCUCGACGACGACACCUUCAACGACACGGAGCCGACGGGGCUGCCGGUUCCGACGCUGCAGUGGGUGGGCCGCUCGCUGACGACGCCGCCGCCACGCAUGCACCUGCACCCCGACACAGAGAAGCUGCUGCAGAAGCGGCGGCGGAUGAUCGAGGGCGACAAGCAGCGCAUCGACUGGGGCAUGGCCGAGGCGCUGGCGUUCGGGACGCUCGCGCUGCACCGCGGCGUGCUGCCGCCCGGAGUGGCGGGCGACGACCAGUACUUCGAGCCGUCGCUGGGGCUCAACAAGGGGCACUACAAGGUGCGGCUGACGGGGCAGGACGUGGAGCGCGGGACGUUCAACCACCGGCACGCGGUCCUGCACGACAUCCGCACCGGCGAGCAGCGGAUGCCGCUCAACAUGAUCGCGCCGGGGAAGCAGGAGACGAUCGAGGUGCACAACAGCCCGCUGAGCGAGAACGGCCCGCUGGGGUUCGAGUACGGGUUCAGCCUGGGCAUGAAGAAGCGCGGGCUCACGAUCUGGGAGGCGCAGUUCGGGGACUUUGCCAACAACGCGCAGGUGGUGAUCGACCAGUUCAUUUCGUCGGGGGAGGAGAAGUGGGGGACGGAGUCGGGCCUCGUCGUGCUCCUGCCGCACGGCCUCGACGGGCAGGGGCCGGACCACUCGAGCGCGCGCAUCGAGCGCUACCUGCAGAUGGUCGCGGACGACCCCGACCACCUGCCGGGCAACUCGCCGUCGGAGCGCGCGCAGAUCCGGGCGACCUUCGAGAGCCUCGCGGCCGAGUCCGGCACCGACGGGGUUCUCCAGAAGGACGACAUCGCGCGGCUGCUGGACCGGCUCGGGCUGGUGGGGCAGGCGGAGGAGAUGGACUCGGUGGACCACGUGUGGCGCGAGCUGGGUCUGACGGACCACCUCGACCUGGACGCGUGGAUGGCCAUCAUGACCACGUUCCUCCGCAGACAGCACGAGCGCCGCGCCAACAUGUUCGUCGUCAACUGCACUACCCCGGCCCAGUACUUCCACGUCCUGCGUCGCCAGGUCAACCGGUCCUACCUGAAGCCGCUCAUCGUCGCGGCCCCCAAGUUCCUGCUGCACCACACGCCGUGCACGUCCGACAUCCAGGACUUCGCGCCGGGCACGUUCUUCCACCGCGUGAUCGACGACGGCUCCGGCAUCGCGGACAACACGCGCCACCGGGCGUACAACCCCACCACGGGGGAGUCCUACUUGUACGAGAACGAGCGGAUCCGCCGCGUGAUCCUGUGCACCGGCCAGGUGUACUACUCGCUCUCGCGGCUGCGGCAGCGCAUGAAGGUCAAGGACAUUGCGCUCGUGCGGCUCGAGCAGAUUGCGCCCUUCCCCCACGACCGCGUGACACGCGUCAUCGCGCGGUACCCGAACGCGGAGCUCGCGUGGGUGCAAGAGGAGCCGAAGAACAUGGGCGCGUGGAUGUACGUCAAGGACCGCCUUCGGGCGUCGAUCGACGCCCUGUGCAGCAACAAGCGCGACGUGCACUACGUGGGCCGCCCGCCCAGCGCGUCCCCGGCCACGGCGUCGAUGGGGAUCCACCUGAAGGAGACCAGGGAGGUGCUCGAGGCCGCGUUCCAGACGAACCUGAGGCCGGACAACGACUGA